Geodia barretti is the source of this 208-nucleotide messenger RNA. NCBI's taxonomy places the organism in Eukaryota, Metazoa, Porifera, Demospongiae, Tetractinellida, Geodiidae. The record is from the annotation of a GenBank genome assembly.
GAGGCUAGAAAGUCUGGAGUGCCGCCGAAGACUCGUAGGCAGACGUCUUGGGCUUGCGGGGUGUGUUGUGCAUUAGUGGGAAAGCAGCUAUUGCAUAAUGAACUAUGAACGUUAUGUAACCAAAAGCAACAGGUGUCUAACUGACAGCUGGCGGUCUACGUGAAAUAAGACACCUGAUUAUACCAUACAAAAUUAUGCAUGCCAUCGU